CACAGAGAAAAUGGUGAUGAUUGGAGAGCUAACAAGUGGGUCCAUUAGCCAUUUUACUGCCGUGUGACCGAACACCACUUGGAAUCAAUUGAGGUGGAGAGUCCCCGCAAUUCCACUCAGGCAUUCAAAUGAUGUCAUCAUGCAAACGCAAGAAAGGAGCGAGGUGCACCCAGGAGAGCAACAACUAACUGCAAGGGCAACCUUUACUACCUUCAAGGGAUCAAGUAUGACGAGUCAGGAGGUGCGCCUGUGUGGUCUUCUGCUGCGAGAGCAUUUCGGAGAGGUGGUGGAGAAAGUAGGAACACAUCUGCUCAAAGGCGGAACACAAAGUCUUAGAACCAUCCUUCAUGAGACUGGCGUCUCUCUAGACCUGGUGAAAAAGUCCCUCUGUGUGCUCAUGCAGCACGGUACUUGCCUGUUCAGCCCAGGCCGCAAAGGACCCGGGAGCCCCGCCGAGUACCGCACCAGCUGCGAUGUCAUCCUGAAAAUCCUGCGUUACCCGCGCUACAUCUACACAGCCAAGACCCUGUACGGCGACACCGGGGAGCUCAUUGUCGAGGAGCUGCUGCAGCGAGGUCACAUGACCAUGAGCAGCAUUGUUAAAAUAGUGGCGGAUCGCCUCACACAGACAAUGGAGGAUGGCCACAGCAUGGACUACAAUGAAGUAACGUCUGCCUUCUCCAAACUGGUGGAGACACAUUUUCUUCAACGCUGCCCUCCGGUGGCAACCACAAAAAGCACGGACAGCGCAAAUUCCGCCUCUGCGGCCGAUACCCCCGUCACCAUAGGCGCCCCCGCCCCAGAGAGCUUCCCCGACUGCUACAAGCUGCCGCAAGUGAAGCUCGUCGGACGAGGAAAGAGGCAGCUGGAGGACGCCGAGGAGCAAAUUAAUGCAAAGAAGGCCCGGAUGGAUACGGCGACUCAUGGUGAUGAGGGCGUCUACUGGCAGGUGAAUUUCGAGAGGUUCCAUCUCCACUUCAGAGACCAGGCGAUCAUCGGUGCUGUGGCCAACAAACUAGACCAGUCCAGCAGUGAGAUAGUGAGGACCAUGCUGAGGAUGAGCGAGGUAACAACUUCGCCCACGGCCGCAAACACGAAGCCCCUCGCCGCCAACGAGAUCUACAGGUCCUUGCCCGCCACUUAUAACAUCCCCAGACCCAUUUUGGACCAGUACCUCACUCUGCUGGUGGAUGACCCGAUGGAGUUUGUGGGCAAGGCUGGCGAGAGUGGAGGCGGGAUGUUUGUCGUCAACUUGCACCAAGCGCUGGCCAAUCUAGCGCGGGCCACUGUGGAGUCUGCUGUACAAGAGAGGUUUGGGUCACGAUCCGCUCGCAUAUUUCGUCUGCUGCUGAAGAAGCGACACCUGGAACAGAAGCAGGUGGAAGAUUUUGCUAUGAUUCCAGCCAAGGAGGCUAAAGACAUGCUCUACACGCUUCUCUCACACAACCUGGUCCAGCUGCAGGAAAUCCCCAAAACUCCAGACUUUGCACCCUCUCGUACCUUCUAUCUUUACACGGUCAACCAACUGUCCACUGCAAGGAUGUUGCUCCAGAACUGCUACAAGACGGUGGCCAACCUCAUAGAGAGACGAUUAUUUGAGACGACGAAUAGCAAGCGUCUGCUGGAGAAGUCCCAGCGCAUUGAGGCCAUCAUGGCCUCCCUGCAGGCCAGCGGGGCGGAGCCGGAACAGUUGACAGAGGUGGAGGAGAUGAUCACCGCUUCAGAGAAGCAACAACUGGAGUCUUUGCGGCUUCACGGCAACAAGUUGGACUCAGCGGAGACCCAAGUGGACGAAACCAUCUUCCUGCUUGAAUCUUACAUCCAGGCCACCGUCUCAUCCUCAAACUGAGUAAGACUCUACCUGUCCGAAAGUACUUAGACCUUGUGCAUCAGCAAUGCCGAACGUGGCUCUUUUGAGUUAUAUUAAAUCUAAUCAGAAUUUUGUUUAUUUCCUGAAAAUUCAUUUGGAUUGAAAAAUCAUCACUGGGUGUUAUGGAUGAAAACUGUAACACAAUAUAAGUGUUUUAUUUCGGUCGAAAUGGAUAAUUACCCAUAUGUUUUAUGGGUAAUACUUUAGUAUGGGGAACAUAUUCUAAUUAUCAAAGACUUCAUUUACUUAUUUGGACUCUAGGGGGUGUUGGGGGCUCGUCCGAAAUUUGGUACCCCACUCCUAGUACCAAAUUUGUUGUGUUUUGGACCUGUUCUUCCUUCGGUCAACGCCCCCAGGUUUUUUUAUGACACAUAAGCUGGUUUUGAAUCAAUCAGAGACAGAAUUUGCUCAUUUUGAUAUUUUAUAUCCAGAGCGCCUUGGGAGAUCAAUCUAGAUACAACAUUUCAAAGGCACGGUCCAAAUUGAUCUCAUUCUAAAAUGGCAGUUUCUCCUUCCUCACUCACUCUCACCCGCCCCUCUUCUUCUCCUCCCUACCUCGGACAGUUGAGAUAACAGAUUGUUAUGGCUUCAUUCCAACAUUCCAAAUUCAAGGUCUAUGUAAAAUGCUCACACUUUAGCUGUUCUACAAUCUGACUAGGAAAUAAAAAGACAACAAAUCCAA
Messenger RNA from Nerophis ophidion (straightnose pipefish), 2552 nucleotides. RefSeq names its product polymerase (RNA) III (DNA directed) polypeptide C (gene polr3c). Gene Ontology annotation, biological process: DNA-templated transcription. Bases 140 to 1849 code for a protein of 569 amino acids. Gene Ontology annotation, cellular component: RNA polymerase III complex. The record is from RefSeq and is a predicted model, not a curated record. Gene Ontology annotation, molecular function: single-stranded DNA binding. The transcript has 14 exons. Lineage: Eukaryota; Metazoa; Chordata; Actinopteri; Syngnathiformes; Syngnathidae.